Molecule: messenger RNA, 3383 nt
Organism: Exophiala mesophila
Lineage: Eukaryota; Fungi; Ascomycota; Eurotiomycetes; Chaetothyriales; Herpotrichiellaceae
Exons: 3
Coding region: 581-2971 (796 amino acids)
Biological process (GO): galactose metabolic process
Molecular function (GO): nucleic acid binding
Source: RefSeq, a predicted model, not a curated record
AUUCAUUCUCGUUCUUCCCCUGCUCAUCACUGAGGAAAACCCUUACAGGCUGGCUCUCCAGGCAGAAUGGAAUGAUUCUGAGUCGUUAGUGAGCAUUCGUUGUUUGCCUGAAGUGACCUGAGUCUGUGGAAACCAGUUGAUCGUCUACAUUAUUUCCUGCGGCUCUCAGACUCUCUUGCCCAACCAUCCCAAAUCAACGAUACAGACUCAGCCCCUACCAAUAGUUGCCCAUCGGCGCCCAUUCUCAAUACAGCAACCUCUGCAGUUGCUGUCUCACGGCCUUUCGAAUACAACCUCAAGCAGAGAUCACGCUAUAACGAACUCCACGAACUUGAGGACGCAAACUCUAGUGACAGACUUCAAAAUCCAGCCCAACGACAGCACAUUUUUUCCUCGAAUUCAUGGAGCCAUUUCGGUUAUUAUGCGCAGGCCCGGUCGAUGAGUGGAUUUCCGUGUGAACAAGUUGAUGGGAAGUCGAAAAUAACCAAGUUGGCUUUCGUCCUACACAUCUAUCCCUCUUGCCUGGUUUGGUAGCCUUGUCUACAUUAUUGGUAACGAAGUGACGAAUCUCUUUGGGCAAAUGGCAUCUCCCAAGAUUGGCUCCGUGCCAGCAAAGUUGUCAUUCGCAAAGGUGGCCGCAAUGCGUGCGCCCGCUCCACCUCCCUCAAACUCCAACGUUUUCGAGGAUAAAAAGCCUCGAUCCGUCGAGCCCAACACCUCCCGCAAACCACCCCAGAGCAUCGCCGUUGAGCAAUCCACAAGUCCUAAGCAUCAGCAUGAGCCAGUCUUUGGAAGACUCGACAGCGAGAGCCAGUCUGACUAUGUUGCAUCAGCCAUCGAAGGCCUGUCGCUGAUGAAAGAGGUGGACAAGACCAACGAAGGAUCGCACAGUGCCGAGAGUGGUGAAUCCCUUGAAGAUGAUCGAUCCCAUCUCUCGAAUUCUUCCUCGAAACUGCAGGGCUUCGACACCAAGAGCAUGGCGUCCGUGACCACCUUUGCCAUGGACGAAAAAGAGAGUAUCCGGCCAGAUGACAGUGCAAGUGUCAGAGCCGUUGACGAUGAUGAACUUUCUAAUGCUCCUCGAGGAUCCGAGGUUUCGUCUUCUCUUGCUCGGGCUGGCCCAAGAGCUAAGAUCUCAGGCGUCACCAUUGCGCCUCGCCGAUACCAUACAUUAACCUUGACAAAUCCUCCCAGGUUUGGAGAUCUACCUGUAAGUCCGAUUCCUCAGGAGGACAGUCCACCACAUCAGUCUCUGGUUGAGCAUGAAAGCGACACACCUAGUGAGCUUCAAGAGCGAACCCAGCCUCUUCCCGUGGCCCCCGACGAGAAGCUCCUAGAUGCCUUAGCCACACCAAAAGACCGACUGCCAUUGUUGCAGCUCGAAGAAAAAGUCCUCAACUUCUUGAGUAGUCCCCAACCCGACUUUCUCGAUCUGCCCCCUCAGAAUCCAUAUAUGCGCCUUUUGACGCACAAAUUGGCCGAUUAUUAUAUGCUUGCACAUCUUAUCAACGAUGAUGGAAUCUCAGUGCGAAUUUUCAAAACUCCACUGAUUACAAUGCCCACUCCUCUCCACCACCUGGCAGCAUCCAUCCCGACAGGCCCACCACAAGCGCCUACAGCCAUGAACAUCAAGCUCUUACGUAGAGCCGGUAUGGACCUCAGACAGAACUCCACUGGUGGCAGCACAGCUGCAAGCUCGUCGGCGCCUUCUAAAGCAACUUCGGACGCCGGUCAAGAGACAAAUAGUGAGGAGGGAAUUCUAUCCUCAGACGGCACUCCAUUCAAAGACAAGUCGAAGCUUACUCGGGAGGAACGCGAGGCCCAGUAUAAAGCGGCUCGCGAUCGAAUCUUUGGUCCCGAUUUUCAAGAACCUGCUCCAAGCGAGAGCGCGUCCACGGGUGAAAACUCAGCAAGCAUGUCCAGGUCUAGCUCCUCAGAUGGCAAGAAGAGGACUCGGAAAGUCAAAACGCCCAAAGACGACAGUUUCGAGGCUCGAUCAGCAUUUAUCCCCAGCUAUAGUGCUAUGCACAUGGCCACCAUGCAUCACUAUCAAUCGCAAUUUCCAGAGCAAGGCUAUCAAGCGUCUUAUCAACCAUCUCAUAGCAUGGGGCAAAAUAUGAACUAUGGCAGUACGCCCAACCCGUCCUUUGCAGGCCAAGAACAGUCAAUGCAUUACAACGGGUUCUCGGGUUAUGGACCCUCCAGUAACGCCCAGUCCUUCAGUCCGAUGGAAGCAUGGCCUUCGUCUCAUUCGAACAACGUCGGCUAUGUCCCCUAUUCACAAUCUCCGAACAGCUAUCAGCCUAACGUUGCACACAUGUCAAAUCAAAUUAAUAAUCCAUACAUGCAGCAACCACAGGUGGGCAUGCAGCAAAGCCAAGGCUGGCUCAAUAACCAGUAUCAGCAAUAUUCGCAGCAGCCGCAUCAGCAGCAUCAACAAGGACCUCCCAAUACUAGCGGCUGGUCGAACUAUCAAAGUGGAUCACAUUUACCUGGUGCGCAGGCUUACGGGUACGGAAACGGACCAUCUUCAGCCUACCAGUCUGGUAAUUCAUAUCCUUCUCAACCAUCUGUGGCUGGAACACUUCCACGAUCCUUGUUCAACCCUCAGACUCGAUCAUUCGUGCCGAGCAACGCUAAUAGCCGCACAGGAGGUCGGCCUGGUCGGAAAAAGCCCUCCCCACCUUCGAGCCAAAAUCGUGUCAACCCCAGCGGUCGAGCGUUUGGCGUUGACGCUCUCACAGUCGGUGCAUCGCAACAGCCACCUCGAGGUUUUCUCAACAAUUCGGCGUCUCCGAGGCCUAAGGAGGACUCUCUGCAGCAAAAGUAUGGAGCCCCAUCACACUUGCCCAAAAAGCCCCCGCCUUCUCAGGUUUCGUCCGCAUUCGAUGUCGACAGCAUCAUUAAUAAUGGUGCCACGCCUGGUAGUGGUCCCCUGGUGGUCAAUGGAGGAAGCAGUGGAUCCAACUAGAAAACGGUACAAGCGUGAGCGACUGGGGCUGGUUGUCGGUCGGGAGACAUUUCGAAUUGAGGCGUGUGAUUUGUACCAGCAUUUGGCAGGAACGGAUGGAACGGACAGAUCUGGGGGAGCAAAACGGCGUUUGUUUGUUUGGAGUAGCGGACACAUCAUCAUCGACAAGCACAAAAAAGCAUCCAAUGGCGUGGCAUUAAAGCGGAUCCCAAAAGGCCCCAAAGACCGAAGGCGAUACCCAGAAUUCAGGCAAAGGGAAAGUAAAGUGGUGAACCUGGGCCACGUUUAUGCAUGUAGGAGGCUUUUCGGACCAAAAACUCCAUAGUCCCACACACGAUUGCAAGCCCAAAACAAAGAUUGCUUGCCAGCCUUAUAAUCAAGGUGUAAAAGAAAAAGUGGAAUCAAAAAAGCC